Onthophagus taurus is the source of this 1243-nucleotide messenger RNA. The record is from RefSeq and is a predicted model, not a curated record. NCBI's taxonomy places the organism in Eukaryota, Metazoa, Arthropoda, Insecta, Coleoptera, Scarabaeidae.
GAUUUUCAAUCAAUUUUAGUUUCAAACUUUUCUCAACUAUGAAACUACACUUAAUAUUAUUGGCCGUUUUGGCCUUCUCGAACGUCCAUGGUAAUAAAGAUCUUCACCCAGCCGCUGGAUUAACUUUGGAGGAAUUGGUUCAAUUUUAUGGUUAUCCGAUUGAAGUUCACGAAAAUGUUGAGACAUCCGAUGGUUAUUUAUUGACUUUACACAGAAUUCCUCACGGUUUGAAUAAUGCCGAAGAAACAAAUAAGCCGGUGGUCGUUUUGAUGCAUUGCUUAAUGUGCAGCGCAGCUGUUUAUGCCACUUAUGGUCCUGAAAAUGGAUUAGCUUUUAUAUUAGCUGAUCAAGGAUACGAUGUUUGGAUGCCGAAUGCAAGGGGAACUCAAUUUUCAAAGAAACACGUUUCGUUAGACCCCGUAGAAGACGCAGCUGAAUUUUGGAAAUUUAGUUGGCAUCAAAUUGGAAGUAUUGAUCUCCCAACUUCAAUCGAUUAUAUCCAAGAACAAACCGGAGUUGAGAAAAUGUCUUACGUGGGUUAUUCUCAAGGAACAACCAGCUUUUAUGUUAUGACCUCUUCGAAACCUGAGUACAACGAUAAAUUUAAUAUCGCGAUUUCUUUGGCACCGGUCGCCUAUAUGGAAAAUGUAACUCAUAUCUUAUUCACUUAUUUAGCUGAAUACGUUGACGCUUUAGAAGUUUUAUUCAACAUGCUUGGAUGGUACGAAUUUGUUCCAAAUUAUGAGAUUUUAGGAACGAUUGUUGAAUUUUGCAACGGAAUUGGACAAGCUUUUUGUGAAAACAUCUUUUUGUUGUUAUUCGGACAAAACGCCACUCAAAUGGAAGAUAGUUGGUUCCCAGUUUUUGCAACUCAUUUACCCGCAGGGGCAUCAUCCAGACAAUUUGUCCAUUAUGGACAGGAAAUCGUUUCUGGAUUUUUCCGCAAUUAUGAUUACGGAGUUGUUGGAAAUUUAGAUGAAUAUGGAACUUCAACCCCACCAAUUUACGAUGUGACUCAAAUUACCGCUCCAACAGCUUUCUUUUAUAGCGAUAAAGACACUAAUGCUGCUGUUGUUGAUGUUGAAAAACUCUUGGGGGAACUCCCCAACGUAAUCUACACAAAAUUCAUCGUUGGAUACGGACAUACCGAUUUUGUUUUCAGCCCAACAGUCGUUGAAGAUGUUUAUAACGAUCUUGUUGUGGUACUCAACGAAGUUAAUAAUUAAUAAAAAAUCGAAAUGUU